AAAAACAUAUUUUGCCAAAUUAAUGAUGUAUAUUCUCAAAAGAAAUGACAAUCAUUCUAAUCGUGUACAAACAAUUCAAUUUGAAUUGCGAGAAAAUAUCGACACAGAUAUUGAUUUUCAAUUGUCGAAAAAAAAUAUUUCCUUAGCAUGGCGUAAUCUUUGUUAUGAAGUUAAUGGCCCAUUUGGUAGUGGUGAACGAAAAACUAUUUUAAAACGUUUGAACGGUUAUGUUAAUUAUAAUAGUAUGAAUGCAUUUCUUGGUCCAAGUGGUGCUGGUAAAACGACUAUGCUUAGCUGCUUGAAUGGUACGAAUUCGAAUGGUAUGACAAUAGAAUCCGAAAUUUAUCUAAAUCAAAAUGAACAUGAUAAUGUGCCUAAUAUAAGAUACGUUGAGCAACAUAUACAUGAAAAUAUUAUCGGUAAAAUGAGUGUUGGCAAUAUUUUGCAUUAUGCAUUUCGUUUCAAAAAUGAUUCUGUACAUUGGGACCAAAUGGAUCAACACAUACGGUCGGUAUUAAGUGAACUUUUACUCGAUGAAACUAUACUGGAUAAUCAUUUUGAAAAAUGUUCCGGUGGUGAACAACGACGAAUAGCUAUCGCUCAGGAAAUGAUGUCGUUGGAGAAGCCAACGUUUUUGUUUGUUGAUGAACCAACAACCGGACUCGAUAGUAAUGCCGCUGUGUUGGUAAUGGAAUGUUUAAGAAAAUUGGCUGAUAAUAACCGUUUGACCAUUCUGGUAUCGAUACAUACGCCUAGCUCAGAUAUCAUGAAUUUAUUCAACAAAGUGUUUGUUCUUGCCAAAGGCGGUGUCUGUAUCUAUUCAGGCCCUCCAGAAAAUUUACGUAAUAGUCUUAAACAAAAGAUUAAUAUUGAAUUCGAUACCGAAAAACCUCCAAUUGAGGAAUAUUUAGAAAUUGCUUGCAAAGGCAUCCAAAACCAUCUUGUUCGUCAAUUAGCCGAUUCAACUCUACUUGAAGAAAAUGAAAAAUUAAAUUCAUGCGUUGAUGAUUUAAAAUUUCAACCGAAUGGAAUUCGACAACGACGAAAGCAAUUUCGAUUUAUCGAUCUAUCUUUGCAAUUAUAUCGAAUGUUCAUGAUAUCAUUUGUUGCUGAAUAUAGAAAUUUUCUGAUGCAAUUUCCAUUCUUUUUCCUUCUGAUCAGCAUCAUUGCAUGUUUUUUUGAUGAAAAAAUAACACAAGCCGAUGUUUGUUAUUCAAUUGAUCAUGAUGAUAAUGAAUUCAAUAUUACAUGUCGUGAAAGAUUGUAUGCAGAAUCAUUGACUGAUGAAUAUCGUAUGAAUCAAUGGAUAUAUUUAAUAUUGGUAUCAUUAAGCAUAAUGUGCAUGAGCACAUUAUUUUUAAAUCCAAUAUUGAAAGUAUUUCGCAAUGAACAUCGUAAUCAAUGGUAUAGUCUUGGAACAUUUUACUUGUCAUUAACAAUUGUUCGAUUCAUUGAAUUGACAAUAAUAGCCAGUUUUAUUAGUUUGGUCGCAUAUUUUGCUAUUGAUCAUCUUUAUAUUGAUCAUUAUCAAAUGAAUUGGAAUCGUUUUGCAAAUUUUUUCUAUUUUAUCUGGCUGAAUAAUUGUUUCCAUCAAAGUUUCGGUUAUUUAAUUUGUUUGAUAUUUUUAAACAAAAUUGAAGUGGCUGUUAUAACAUCAUAUUUAUUCGUAAUUUCUGAACAAUUUUUUACCGGAUAUAUGUUCAAUCCAUAUAAAAUGAAAAGUAUGCCAUCAUCAUUUCUACGUUUAUCGGAAUUAUUAUCAUUUAAAACAAGUCCAAAUGGGUUGAUGUAUACAAUAUAUGCAUUGGAUCGAUGUGAAGAGGAAACGAAAAUAUCUUUUGCACUUGAAAAUUUUGGUGUCAACGUUAAAACAGUAUUUCAGGAUUCAUAUAUUCUAAUGAUAAACAUUACUUUAGUACGAUUGUUAUCAUUCAUCAUCAUGGUUUUUUAUUUCAGUGGAAUUAUGAAAUCAAAAAAUUUCAAGAGAUCAACGAAAUUUGAAUCAAUUAAAACAAUUGAUUAUGGAGAAUUGUCUGGCCUUGAAGGGAAUACGGAAAAUCUAGACCACACUGUUCGAAUCAAAAAAGAAGAUGAACUCGAAUUUGAAGAUUUUUCUCGACACAAAAUUAUUGUGGCUUGGCGUUCACUGACACUAUUCGGCACUAAAUCAAUUUAUGAGACACGAUCGAUUGAAAAUGAAGGGUCUAAUUCAAAAAUAAUUCUUAGAAAUUUGAAUGGUCAGUUUCGUUUUGGUACUCUGAAUGCAUUGAUGGGGCCAUCUGGUGCAGGAAAAACUUCGCUUUUGAAUGUUCUCAAUGGUCGAUCCAAAACUCGUCUAAGCGACACUACCGAAUUUCACCUCAGCAAAUUUACUCCUUUACGUAUUUGUUACCUCACUCAAGAAGUUUCAGGUCAUUUGUUGCCCGGUUUAACAGCUAAACAAAGCCUGAUCUAUGCUUCAAUGUUAAAAAAUGCUAUGGAAAAUGAGAAUUUGAAUCACGAAGCGAUCGCCAUGAAAAUUCUCAACGAACUAGAUCUGAUCGAUACGAAAGAUACGUACGUGCAAAAUUGUUCAGGUGGUCAACGCAAGCGUUUGGCUUUGGGUUUGGAACUCACAUCAGUACGGAUGCCUAACUUGAUUUGUAUCGACGAACCGACCAGUGGAUUAGAUUCGAAUUCAGCUCAAGUGGUCAUGUCAUGCUUACGAAAAGUGGCUCAUCACCACAACAUUUGCAUCAUCACUUCAAUCCAUCAGCCUAAUGCCGAAGUAUUGGUCAUGUUUGAUCAGUUGUAUAUACUGGCCAAAGGUGGUGUCUGUGUCUAUUCGGGUUCGCCAUCCGAUAUACGUCAACAUUUAUCAAAAGUAUCUGACCAAAUGGAUCGCGAUGACAUUUUUCCAGUUGAAGAAUUGAUCAAGUAUUCUUGUUCCGGCUAUAAAAAUGAUAAUGUACAAAAUUUAUCAAGAUUAUCAAAUGAAUACAUUCAAUCACAAGGCAUCUUUUUAUCGGAAGAAACUACGCCUGUAUUGGAUGGUAUACCGACCAAUCGUAAUCGUUUUACACUGAAAUCUGUUGGUGUAUUAAUACUUCGUUAUAUACAUUAUAUUCGUGGCUAUCUAUGGCAAAAUAUGUGUAUGAUGUAUGCCCUAUAUAUUUUUUUUGGUUUUUCACUCAGUGUAAUAUUUGAUCAUAAUAUGAUCUAUCGUGAUGGUUGCGUAAGUUUAGAGGAUGAAUUCAAUAGUACCUGUAAUCAAACACAAGAUAAAGAUGAUGAAGAUUUUGAUCUAAAAGCGUCAUUCACUUAUAUUUGUUGGUCAUAUGGUUUGUUUAUAUUUCUCGUUCUGCUUAAUGCUGCCACAAUGUUUUCAAAAGAAAUUAUAUUUUUUUACAAUGAACAUCGAAAUGGAUGGUACAGUACUGGUUCAUUUUAUUUCGUGAAAAUAUUCAUUGAAAUAAUACCAUUAAUUCCUGUUAUAUUUAUCUAUGGUUAUAUUAUCAAUAUUUAUGAACCGAUUAUUCCAGGAGUUUAUUAUUCAAUCAUAUUCUGCCUGGUUCUUGGAUCAUUAGCAUCACAAGCACUUGGUCACCUUAUUGCCAUAAUCACACUUGGAGAUUUUGUUGCAUUAGUCGUAUCCAUACCAGCUAUACAGACAAUAUCAUUAUUGGUCAGCAAUAUGACAACACCAAUAAAACGAUUACAUUAUGCUUUUCAAUUUUUAUCAAAUUUUUCACCAACACGUUUUGGAAUUGAAGCAAUAUCAUUAUUACAAUAUGGAUUCAAUCGUUGUAGACGUAAACAGGUUCAAAAACUUUUAUAUCGUUUACGAAUGGAAAAUGACGAACAUAAACAUCAUCCAUCAUUUUUAAUGAAUACAGUUAUUAUGUUAAUAUUUAUCAUCAUUUUUUACCGAAUUGUUGCCUUAUUAAUAUUAUUAACCAAAACAAAUCGUUAUGAAAAUCGUCGAAAACGUGCACAAAAAAUUGCUAACCAUCAUCGAAGUUUUAAAAAAUUGAAUGUAUUCAUACCUGGUUUACAAUGUCAUAAUGAAUUGAUUAUCAAACAAAUACAAAUUUAAUUCUGAAUUUCAAAAAAAUAUGCAAUACCAGUAAUAGUAUGAAUUGAAAUAAAUUAAGAUGCAAAGAUACUGUCAUAA
Molecule: messenger RNA, 4153 nt
Organism: Dermatophagoides pteronyssinus (European house dust mite)
Lineage: Eukaryota; Metazoa; Arthropoda; Arachnida; Sarcoptiformes; Pyroglyphidae
Biological process (GO): transmembrane transport
Cellular component (GO): membrane
Molecular function (GO): ATP binding; ATP hydrolysis activity; ABC-type transporter activity
Source: RefSeq, a predicted model, not a curated record